UUCCCAAUCAAGCAAAGGCAGACGAGGAAUUGCGUACCACAUCAUGGAAGGUCAGGGCCAGUUCGAAGCAGACGGUAAAAUUAAUAGCAAAAUGGCGGAUAGUGAGCAUUUGGCAGCAGACACUUGAUAGACAACAGGGAGUUCACAGGAUGCCAACAACGACUUCAGUUUUCCUGGUUUUGUGCUUUGUAUCUGGUUUUACAUCAGGUUUCAGGGCUGGUACCGAGCAGCGCUUGUACGAAUACUUGUUUGACGACUACAACUUCGACUCCAGACCCGUGAACAAUGCCAGCAAUGUUGUCGUUAUAAACUUUGGCCUGGCGUUGAAUCAACUGUUGGAUUUGGAUGAAAAGAAUCAAGUUUUGACAACUGCUGUUUGGGUGUACGAGGAAUGGCAGGAUGAAAACCUGAUUUGGUCCCCGGAUGAAUACGACGAUCUGGACACACUCAUGGUGCCGGCUACUCAAGUCUGGAUUCCAGACAUCUUCCUCUUUAACAAGGCUGGCACCAAUGAUGACGGUUUCGUCAACGUCACGGGGAGCAAGAUCGUCAUCACCAACAACGGGACGGUCAAAUGGAUGAUCCCGAUCAUGAUGAAGAGUUCGUGCGCCGUCGACGUGACGUUCUUCCCGUACGACCAGCAGAAGUGCUACCUUCGGUUCGGCUCCUGGAUCUACGACAUCACCCAGCUGGACAUGGCGUUGAAACCGGAGGAGCCCGACUUGAGUCAUUACCUGCAGAACAGCGAGUACGACCUCAAGCUGACUCGCCUGUCCAAGACGAUCGCCAACAGCAGCUGUUGUCCCGGCAACGGCAAACACGCGAUGAUAGACUUCCACAUCCACGUGAAGAGGAAGUCUAUAUAUUAUGACUACAUCGUCAUUGCGCCCACCAUCAUGCUCUGCAUCUUGACCCUGGUGACGUUUCUGCUUCCGUGUCACAAGGGGGAGAAGAUCUCCAUCGGUUUGACCGUGUUUCUCACCCUCUAUGUCCUGCAGCUGCUGAUAGCGGAGAACGUCCCAGAUACAAACGCUACUCCUAUUCUAGGAGUUUUUCUUUUCAUGGUUAUGACCUUUAACAGUGUGUCCUUGAUCAUGUCCACGUUUGUGAUGAACAUCAAGAAGAGAGGCGACGAGAAACAGUGCCCGGAUGUUCCGCACUGGAUGCUCUGGCUUUGCCACGUGGUCAUUGGCAGGAUCGUCAUGACGAAAUACGCGUGGGAAGAAUCCACCAGUUACUACGUGGAAGACUUGCCGGUUGACCAGGUACCCCGUUCAUCUAAACACCAGGGGGCGCAGAGCAACCCUACUCGCACCACUCCCGCUUCAAACGGUAACGACAAAGACAGAGACACCGAUGAUGCUUCGUGCACAACAGAGUUACUCCCCUUCCGUGGAAAUGAAGCCUGCUCCAGCCAGAAUCCGUAUCAUGACCGUUUAGACUUUCCUGGAGAAAAGAACAAAGCGACCAACAGCAGCGCUGCUCCACGAAGUCAGAACCAGGUAGUACAGAGGUCUCUGUCGAGAACCAGGAAUGCUGUUGACAGAAACCCCGAAUCCAGAUACAGCGUUUCGAGCAUGUGUUUCCACUCACUACAGAUGAAGCGACAGUGGUUCUACAUUGCUGAAGUGGUCGACAAGUUCUCCUUCCUGAUCUAUCUCAUUUCCAUGACGAUAUCGGUGACGAUGAUCCUCAUAGUGAUACCUAUCUAUGGUCAGGAGAAAAUGGACUAACUUGGCGAACAGUUAAGACAAUAUAAUACUAGUCUUAGAUAUACUUUAGAUCCAGGUAGGGUCUCCAGGAGUCCAAAAUAUUGGACUCGGGUACUCGAAUGUCAAACUCGACCCGGACCCGAGUACCCGACACUUACACUAGAUGAUGAUGAGACUAAGGAAUAAAGUAAAAUAGCAUUAUGCAUCUUAAUUCUAACGCUGAACAUGGAUGCCAAAGGAUGCCAUUGUAUUGCAUUUAGAAGUGUUGUGACGGACGGACGGCCAGUUUAAAAAGAGAAACUAGCGUAUGAUUAUAGAAUUAUUAUAUCGAUGAUUGUCUACUGCUGAAAUUAGGGUCCUACAUUGUCGAUUGUAUUAUAGUUGCUCAUUAUAUUUCAUCUUGUACUUGUAUUGAGUCCUGUGAACACUCUAGUCUUGCUAAACUCGACCCGUGUCCGAGUACUCGAGUACUCGUGGAGUCCCUGGAUCCAGGGACAGACUGGUAUACGUACUGUUCUUGGCAUUGGUGUAGCCAGGAUUUUACACUGGGGAGCCAUCCACAUGGGAGGGGCCAACCACACUGUCUAUGAAUCGUGCUAUAGAGCGACAGGUAGAAAUAAAAAGGUGGUAGGAUAAGAGAGAUGUGAUUGUGUGACCAUGGCUCUCGUCCCAACUCCCGGCUAUGCCAGUGGUACUGGGCUUGUGGUUGAAUCUAGAUCAGUAUGGCCGCGGUCUUCAUUAAUUGAUUGUUCAAUCUGCCCCGAUUAGUAAAAAAGGGAGGAUGUAUUGUCUUGGGAAGUGGCAAUUAAUACUACAGGCGAUGCAUCUUGGCAGCGAUUCAUGGAAGCAAUCGCAGCAUUGCCAAAAUGUCCCUUUGACUGCCUUGUGCAGAGAUGACAUUUGAAGGUGUUAAAUGUUUUGUCGUUGAAAUUAGAAACAUCCACUCUUGACAACAGAACUGUUCAAGAGGUCGUUAAAACGAAUAUUUUGGUUCGCAUGUACAGACAGGUAAUGGUUUGUAACUGUCUGUUGAUUCCGCAACAAUACCAACAUGAACCACAAAGGAAGAUUCAGUUAUGUACAUUUGUCUGAAUUUCUGCAAUUAGUCGAUGUAAAACAUUUAAUUAGGCCUAGUAUUCCUGGACUAACAGUGCCUAACUGGACUAAAUAUGUGGAUCAUGGCAUAAGCUUUAUAGCGUAGAAGAGGUAAAAAGGUGUAAUAAAUUAUAUCUUGGGAAAAUAGGUAUUACAUGCGCAAUUUCAAAUUAUAUUAUGUCGCAGGAUUACAAACGAUACGUUUGCAGUAUAUUUAUCUAUGACAAAAAUAAUGUAUUCAUUCUUAAAAGAGACUCAUUCUUAAAACUGAAGCCAUUCGUAAGUACUCUAUAGAAAUGAGUCAUCUGGAUUUUCAGGCAUUUACUUUGAAUUGAAAGAAUUCUGAAGUACCUUCUUGAUUUUAGGACAUUUGUUUUUAUUUAUUUUUGUUAUUGACACUACAUAACAUGUUUAUGACGUAUUCUUUUAUAUUUUAAAAUGCCAAAGCCUUAUGUUAUAUUAUUUUAUGUCUUGAAAUCCCAAAGCCUUAAUAAAACAGAUUUACUUUGCCUGUAAGUAUCAGUCAUUUCAUUAUCAUGUACAGUGUAUUAGAAAAAUAAAUUCUACAAAUAAAA
Gigantopelta aegis is the source of this 3382-nucleotide messenger RNA. Its product is annotated as neuronal acetylcholine receptor subunit alpha-5-like. The transcript is spliced from 6 exons. The record is from RefSeq and is a predicted model, not a curated record. Gene Ontology annotation, cellular component: postsynaptic membrane; neuron projection; synapse. Gene Ontology annotation, molecular function: transmembrane signaling receptor activity; acetylcholine-gated monoatomic cation-selective channel activity. Bases 150 to 1733 code for a protein of 527 amino acids. Gene Ontology annotation, biological process: monoatomic ion transmembrane transport; signal transduction; nervous system process. Lineage: Eukaryota; Metazoa; Mollusca; Gastropoda; Neomphalida; Peltospiridae.